CCCAAACGUAACUCCAAACUUCGUCGAAACCAAGAUUGAACCACCUACAACACCAUGGCCGCCAAGUUCGCUGUCAAAUCUCUAGACCACCUGGUCUUGACAGUCCGGUCCAUUCCGGCAUCCGUCGCAUUCUAUACGAAUCACCUGGGAAUGAAACAUGAAGUCUUUACUUCACCCAGCAACCCGGAUAUUCAGCGACACGCUCUUCGAUUCGGAUCCCAGAAAAUCAACCUACACCAGAGCGGGAAGGAAUUCGAGCCCAAGGCUGAAAACGUCAUGCCAGGAAGCGCAGACCUGUGCUUCCUGACGGAUACGAAAGUGGAGAAUGUUCUUAAAGCUUUCGAGGAAGCUAAGAUCGAUGUUCUCGAAGGUAACAAAGUCGUGGAACGCACGGGUGCGGUGGGGAAGAUCCGGAGUGUUUAUGUGCGCGAUCCGGACGGCAACUUGAUUGAGAUAUCGAACUACUCUUGAGACAGAGAAGUCUUAUAUCCUCCAGCAGUGGGAUCAAAUCUUGAUCCCUGCUGAUAGCGGGGUAAUUCAUCCACAUGCAUAUGAUUAGUCAUGUAAUGUACAGCCACAAAUUGUGCAUACAUAUGAAAUUUGUUGACAAUUUCCUUUCUUUGUUCCUCUUCAAUGUAGUUUUUACAUCAAACUCUUACUGUAACUAGCGGGAUUAUGAACAUCGC
Molecule: messenger RNA, 686 nt
Organism: Aspergillus welwitschiae
Lineage: Eukaryota; Fungi; Ascomycota; Eurotiomycetes; Eurotiales; Aspergillaceae
Product: VOC family protein
Exons: 3
Coding region: 55-471 (138 amino acids)
Source: RefSeq, a predicted model, not a curated record